Messenger RNA from Cavenderia fasciculata, 939 nucleotides. RefSeq names its product expansin-like protein (gene expl1). The coding region runs from base 1 to 939 and encodes 312 amino acids. The transcript has 5 exons. Lineage: Eukaryota; Evosea; Eumycetozoa; Acytosteliales; Cavenderiaceae. The record is from RefSeq and is a predicted model, not a curated record.
AUGUACGUAGUAUUUAUCUAUCAACCUAUUACUUUGUCUAUCUAUCCAAAUAAAGAAAGAGAGAUAGGUGUAGAUAAUACAAUAAUACACAGACCAGACUUAGUACGUGUAAAAGCUACCAUCUUUGUAUUAUUAGCUACUACUGUAGUAGUCAAUUCACAACAACCAUCACUUGACGUUUGUUAUUCACAGACUGAGGUUAGUGAUGGAGUUGCUACUUAUUAUGAAGAGGUUGAUGGAGGAUCAUGUUCAUUUGGACCACUUUUUGGAGAGACUGGACCAAAAACACCAUAUAUUGCAGCAUUGACAUCGGCCUGGUUCCAAGGCUCUUCACAAUGUGGUAUUUGUUAUGAAAUAACAUCACCAUACACAAACAAAACCAUUACUGCAAUCGUAACUGACCAAUGUCCAACAUGUGAGAAUCAACAUCAAUUUGAUUUGUCGGUCGAUGCCUUUGUAGAAUUGGGUGCAAAGGAUAUUGGUGUGUUGAAAGAAUUAACCUAUAGAAAGGUUGCUUGUCAAAACAUCAAUGGUAAUGCAAAGAUCAAGGUAAAGGAUGGUUCAAAUCAAUGGUGGGCUGCUUUUAUGGUAUACAACACCAAGGUUGGUGUGUCAACUGUCAGCGUCACUCUUGCUGGAUCUACAACCCCACAAUCAUGUGUAAGAAAAGAUUACAACUAUUUUGUAUGUGAUUACGAUUUUACAGGUGGAAAGUUUGUAGUUACUGUCACCUCUGAAUUGGGUCAAGUAGUCACUCAAUCUAUCGAAACCGUCCAGGAAAAUCAAAUCAUCGAAUUGAGUGAACAAUUUAGUAUUGGAGAAUGUAAAGGUGCUAAUCUUUUAUACACUGGUGUUUCUCCUGCUUCCACUAUACUAUCAAAUAAUAUUUUAAUCAUUGUAUCAUUAUUAUUAUCAUUACUUUCUAUUUUCCUUUUCUAA